Messenger RNA from Penicillium taxi, 1095 nucleotides. RefSeq names its product TauD/TfdA dioxygenase family protein. Gene Ontology annotation, cellular component: cytoplasm. The record is from RefSeq and is a predicted model, not a curated record. The transcript has 5 exons. Gene Ontology annotation, molecular function: 2-oxoglutarate-dependent dioxygenase activity. The coding region runs from base 1 to 1095 and encodes 364 amino acids. Lineage: Eukaryota; Fungi; Ascomycota; Eurotiomycetes; Eurotiales; Aspergillaceae.
AUGGCAGCUCACGGCAGCACAAACCUAACCGCAGUUGAACCGAAAGUCACCAAGCUUGAUCUCCGGGCCGAGACGUCUCUAAAUUACGAAAAAGAAAAAUACAAAUACGAGGCUUACCUUCCACACUAUACUCCAGGUUUGCAGCCGCCGCUAAAGGAAUUUAUUCAUGAAGAUCCUGGCUUGCGUGCAGACCCGGCCAAAAAGGCACUCCUGGGUGCUUUGGGGUCAAAAUUUAAAGAAAUAACCCCAGCAAUAGGAACCGAGGUCCACGGUCUUCAGCUGAGCGCACUUACAGCGCAACAGAAGGAUGAGCUUGCACUUCUUACCGCCGAACGAGGAGUGGUACUCUUCCGCGAUCAAGAUUUUGCGGACAUUGGCCCUGACCGACAACGCGAAUUCGGUGCUCACUUUGGAAAACUUCACGUUCACCAGAUGGGAACCCAUAUCAAGGGUUAUCCAGAGCUACUGCCUGUAUACAGAGAUUUUGUGGCGGGCGCAGUUGACCAGGAGAUCAAAAACAAUAUCAGCAGCAUCAAAUGGCACUCAGACAUGAGCUAUGAAGUCAAUGGAAUGGGGCUUACUAUCUUCCUUCCCUUGGAUGUUCCUGAAUCUGGAGGUGAUACUCUUUAUCUAUCCACGACAGCCGCAUACAAUGCCCUAUCGCCAGCAUUUAGACAGACCCUCCAUGGAAAAUUUGCGACGCAUUCCGGAUUUUCUCAAGCAGCCGUUGUUGAUCACCGAGAGCGAUUCAUCCGAGAUCCAAUUGAAACAGUCCACCCAGUCAUUCGAACACAUCCAGUUACCAAAACAAAUUCACUCUAUGUCAACAGAUUGUACACUCGAAAAAUAGUCGAUUACAAAGAAGAGGAGAGCUCUCAAAUUUUGAACUUCUUGUACAAUCACAUUGAACACGGCCAAGACUGGCAUAUCCGUAUUCAUUGGCUACCGGGUACCGUUGCAGUUUAUGACAACCGAGUUACGCAGCAUUCUGCGCUGAGAGACUUCGCUGUUCAAGAAUCUUUGACUAGAAGACAUAUGCUCCGUGUGACACCUCAAGCAGAGCGUCCUUACUAUAAUCCACAGGCUGAGAAGUAA